This is a messenger RNA of Misgurnus anguillicaudatus (oriental weatherfish), 1765 nucleotides long. It is a transcript of the gene cldn11b, whose product is annotated as claudin 11b. Gene Ontology annotation, molecular function: structural molecule activity. Lineage: Eukaryota; Metazoa; Chordata; Actinopteri; Cypriniformes; Cobitidae. Gene Ontology annotation, cellular component: membrane; bicellular tight junction. The record is from RefSeq and is a predicted model, not a curated record.
AUGUCACAUAGCUGUCGUCUUCUCUGUGGUUUUUUAAUGAGCUGCAUCGGAUGGACAGGUAUUAUUAUAGCGACUUUGACAAACAACUGGGUGGUGACCUGUAAAUACGGGAUGGACACUUGCAAGAAGAGGGUAGAGCUCGAGACGAAGAGUCUGUGGACCGAGUGCAUCAUCUCUACUGCUCUCUAUCACUGCUCACUCAACCAGAUCCUGGAAUUACCUGCUUACAUCCAGACGUCUCGUGCUCUGAUGGUGACUGCCUCUCUGCUCGGUUUGCCCUCUCUGGCGCUCGCGCUGCUUGCGAUGCCAUGCGUCAAACUGAAUCAGGACACCGAAGACACCAAAUACAAGCGUGCAGUCCUGGGUGGCAUUCUUGUACUGUUCAUAUCUCUGUGUGGGAUAGUAUCAACCGUUUGGUUCCCCAUCGGAGUCCUUCACGAGGAUAAUCUGAUGUCAUUCGGGUUCUCCCUGUAUGCUGGGUGGGUCGGCUCAGCCCUCUGUUUUUUCGGGGGAUCUCUGAUGACUUGUUGUUCGAGGAGCGAUGGCUCGAGCCAGAGUCUUGAAAACCGCUAUUACUACUCAAAACACAGUGGAGUUUCUUCCCCUCCCAUUAACAGUCAUGCCAAGAGUGCACAUGUUUGAGAGUGAAGACAGACACACAUGGAUAAGAACUCAGCUUUGUAUCUCAAGAUGGGAUUUGGGCACACAUACAUGAAAGCUCACACACUUAUACACACUCCAAUGAAAUAUGUGAAGAAUUUGUUUUCCACUGCCAUGGUUUGAGCGCAACCAUGUGAAGAUUUGGAAGGAACAGAGAAUUGGAAACUCGCUAAAGCUCGCAGACGUCGACGCAUGAAAGGUUUUGUUUGCACAGGCGUUGAAAUGAAACCAGGGGGAAACAGAUGUUCCCUCUUGCCUAAGCAUAUUUUUUUUGAUGUUUGUAAAGUCAAUCUAUUUACACAGUAUUCAGUUUUGCUCCUGUAAGAAAUCAAAUAUGUUAACAUAUUCUUUUAUUUCAGAGUUGUUAGCUCAUGCAUGCCUCCACUAAUGUCAACAUUUAGAAAAGCAUGUAUUACAAAAUUGGACACCUUGUAAUGUCAGACAGACAGGAAAACCGUCUGGCCAGAUGUCAUUUGCACUGUUUUCCUGGAGAGUUCCUCACAGUAUCCUGUAUUCGAAUGUAAUUGUAACUGGAAAACUUGUAAUUUUUCAAGUUUCAUUUUCCUGAUGAUUGAUUCAUUUUAGUAACGAACAUUAUUGUAUCCUCCCUGUGCUUUCUUUUCCAAUAUGUUUUUAAAUGUAUGUAAUGUUAUGGCGCCAGCUGUGGUCUUUAUAAAAUGCAAAACUUGCUAAUGGCUGACAAAAAGACACAAUUUGUGUUUGUAAAAUAUAUUAAUUUUAAUAUUUCAUUUUAAAUGCAUAUUCUUCUUCAAGCAAAUGUAACUCUCGGUGUGUAUUUACAUGUGUUCUCAAUCGAAAUGAUUUUACGCUAGCUGUAGGGAAGAAAUAUAAAUAUACUCACGCAAACAAGGGAAACCCACAAGAGUAACAUAUUUCUACAAAGCAGAAAGAAUUUCAUAUCAAUGUCCCAAAAUAUUUUGAGAACUAUUAAGCUAUCGCAGGGAGCCAAUCAUAAUAUUUCCCCCAAAAUUCUAAGGAGAGCUUACUAUGUUAGAUCAAGUACAGCUGUGGAGAUGGUGUAAGGUUAAAAGUCCAUUCAAUGCUUCUUUAUAGGUAAUAUACGGGCAUCAUAAAGGGGUUUAAA